Molecule: messenger RNA, 598 nt
Organism: Hipposideros armiger (great roundleaf bat)
Lineage: Eukaryota; Metazoa; Chordata; Mammalia; Chiroptera; Hipposideridae
Product: selection and upkeep of intraepithelial T-cells protein 8-like
Exons: 2
Biological process (GO): T cell receptor signaling pathway; regulation of cytokine production
Cellular component (GO): external side of plasma membrane
Molecular function (GO): signaling receptor binding
Source: RefSeq, a predicted model, not a curated record
UUGGUGGCUACAGUAGGAGGACAGGCUGAGCUUAGCUGCCAGUUGUCCCCACCACGAAGUGCACAACACAUGGAGGUGGGCUGGUUCAGGGGUGGCCAGUCCAAGCUUGUUCACCUCUACAGAGGUGGCCAGGAAGUGAGAGGAGAAGCUGCCCCAGAAUAUGUGGGCCGCACAGAGUUUGUGAAAGAGGCCAUUGGGGAGGGCAGAGUGACUCUCAGACUUCAUAACAUCAGCAUUUCUGAUAAUGGACCAUACCAGUGUUCAUUUAAGGACAGUGACUUCAAUGAUGUGGCCAGCAUGAACCUGAGUGUAGCAGCAUUAGGCUUAGAGACACAGAUCCAUGUUCAGGCUCCUGGCGCCAAUGGGCUCAUGGUGGAGUGUGACUCAGGAGGCUGGUUCCCACAGCCCCAGAUGGAGUGGAGAGACAACAAGGGAGAGGUAGUUCCACAUUCAUCAAAAUCCUAUUCGAAGGAUGGAGCCGGAUUAUUCCACAUGAAGAUGACUCUUCUCCUCAGAAACAAAUCACAGGGCAAUAUGAUUUGCUACAUUUGCAACCCUCUAAUAGGUGAAGGUAAACAGACAAAUAUCGUCUUAGCUG